Penicillium verrucosum is the source of this 573-nucleotide messenger RNA. Its product is annotated as EF-hand domain-containing protein. The transcript has 4 exons. The record is from RefSeq and is a predicted model, not a curated record. Gene Ontology annotation, cellular component: cytosol; intracellular membrane-bounded organelle; membrane. NCBI's taxonomy places the organism in Eukaryota, Fungi, Ascomycota, Eurotiomycetes, Eurotiales, Aspergillaceae. The coding region runs from base 1 to 573 and encodes 190 amino acids. Gene Ontology annotation, molecular function: calcium ion binding.
AUGGGCAAGUCUCAAUCAAAGCUUUCGCCGACGCAGCUCGAUGAGCUGCAAAGGGCAACACAUUUCGAUAAAAAGGAGCUACAACAAUGGUAUAAAGGAUUCCUCAAGGAUUGCCCGUCCGGUACCCUGACCAAGGAAGAGUUCCAGAAAAUCUACCGACAGUUCUUCCCCUUCGGUGACCCGUCCUCCUUUGCCAACUAUGUCUUUCGCGUUUUUGAUUCGGACAACAGUGGGAUGAUCGAUUUCAAAGAGUUUAUCUGCGCCCUUUCCGUGACUUCACGGGGCAAGAUGGAGGAUAAACUGGAUUGGGCAUUCCAAUUGUACGAUAUUGAUGGCGAUGGGAAAAUCACUUAUGACGAAAUGCUGGCCAUUGUCGAGGCGAUCUAUAAGAUGGUUGGAUCUAUGGUGAAACUUCCCGAGGACGAAGAUACCCCGGAGAAACGCGUACGGAAGAUCUUCCGGAUGAUGGACAAGGAUGAGAAUGGUAGUCUCGACAUCGAGGAAUUCAAAGAAGGCAGCAAACGGGAUGAAACCAUCGUCAGUGCCUUGUCGCUUUACGACGGAUUGGUUUAG